AUGUCUGACCCAAGUGCCCGCAUCAUUUCCCAUAUGAACAAAGACCACCAACUCGCAUUACGCGACUAUGUUGUUGUAUACGGCUCGGUUGAUCCAAGGUAUUUAGUGGAGGAUUCUGUUGGAAUCAAAGAAGUUGAUUCUGAGAAGAUCAUUAUCGAGUAUGAUGUGAUUAAUCCCUCUUCGACAAAGUCCUUGAGACUCAAUUGGAACGAUACCAAGGAAAAUGAAAAUUUGCGUGUCAAUUCCCAUGCAGACAUAAAAGCUAAGCUCAUUGCUAUGGCCAAAUACAGCGCAGAGAAACAGGGGUUUGCUGAAAAGAAAUUGACUAAACUUUAUGGUCCCGAUUCGCUUGGUUUUCCGAUGUACCCAAUUUGGGCCAUAUUGUUGCUUAAUGCUUACAACCCGUCCAUUUUGAGAAAUUUUGUCAACAACACCGAAUUAAUCAAAAGGGCCAUCGAGUAUUUACCAGCUUUUGCUUUCACGAUCUAUAACUGGUCCGAGUUACACGCAUUUAAGCUCUGUAUUGGUUUAUUUGUUGCUCACUUAGGAGAAGUACUUUUUGUUUCAAGGUCAUUCUUGAGGAAAUAUAGAGCUCCAUUCGGAGUAAGAUUGGGGUACUACAUCAUGAAUUUAAUUGAGGGAUUCCCAGUUUUGCUUAGAUUGAGAAAGCACACUUAG
Messenger RNA from Lodderomyces orthopsilosis Co 90-125, 678 nucleotides. RefSeq lists its product as uncharacterized. Bases 1 to 678 code for a protein of 225 amino acids. The transcript has a single exon. The record is from RefSeq and is a predicted model, not a curated record. NCBI's taxonomy places the organism in Eukaryota, Fungi, Ascomycota, Pichiomycetes, Serinales, Debaryomycetaceae.